AUGGGUCGCAAACCAAAUGCGCUGAUAAUUCAGCACUUCGAAAGAGGAGCGAAACUCAACGACUCGAGCAAUCGGUACGAGCAUACCUGCAGAUCCUGCGGCGAAAAGUUCCCCAAAGGUCGUAUUGACAGCCUCACCUCUCACCUCAUCAAAAAAUGCCCCGCGUUGUCCGUCCAGGACCGGCAGAAGGUCCUACUCGAAAUGAAUAACCUUCCACACUUGCCACAAGGCGCUCAAGGCGAAGGCUUGAUGAAUGGCUCUACCAGAGAUCUGCCAAUCGGCCAGCCUCCUCAAGACAAUUGGUCUGCUCUGGGAAUUUUGGCUGAGGUAGCUAGGCGGAAUGAUACACAUGAGAAGCAUGAUAAUCGGUCUGCGAACAACUCGGGUGUCUCUGGAGGAGGCCACAAUUCUGAGCCACAACGGCAUCGGCUCGAGAUUCAAGAGCAUUACACACAAGAGAACCCCCCUGUCAGUUACGAGCAGCGUGUCCAGCACGGUAGAAAGUUGGGCAAAACCAACCACUACGACCAUAACCAGGACCGUGAGAGCUCGCUUGCUCCUGCAAGCUUCGCUGCCCAUAUGCCUGAUGCUCGCUCUGUAACGCCUAACUUGGUAAUGGCAACGAAUGCAACCAAUAUAGCAGCAGCUGCCGCUCGCUUUGUGCCAUCGAUGGUCGAUCCCCAGCUGCUUGGAGACGAUAUGAACCAACACAACAACUUGCCACAAGUGAAGUGUGAGACUCUGACAGAGGCGAAUUCCCCCUAUGAUGAUCACAUGUAUCACAAUAUUCCGGGCGAGUCGGUCAUGCAAUGGCCGAUGCUUGACGGUUCUGGUGUUAAUGUUGGGCAUUACGAGGCCGAUCACAUCGAACAAGAUAUGCGGCACGCAGAGUCACCUCGCGCGGCGCCCACAUACACCACGCUUGCUCCGUCUGUUGCUACGCAGACAACAAUGGUAACACAGUUUAGCGCUGAAACUGGUCAUGGUCAUGGCAAGAAACCCGCGAAGCCAGUUGGCCGGAAAAAGUUCGAUAACUUUCGUCGUCGUGAAGUCAAACUCGUCCGGCAGAUGGGUGCUUGUUUGCGUUGCCGAAUGUUGAAAAAACCUUGCUCUCCUGGUUCCCCGUGCGAUACUUGCAGACGUGUGGAAAGUGCUCGAGUAUGGAAGCAGCCUUGUGUUCGGACUCGGCUUGCGGAAGAGCUCGACGUGUUUUCUGCUGGCUUGCAUCUGGUCUUAGCACACCAACAGAUCAGCAAUGCCAAGUCCCAAGUCGCCUUCCAGUACUCACAACACCACAUCGAGGCUUCUCACUAUCCAGAAACGACAGUGUAUGCUACCUUCCAUGCCCAAGAGGGUCACCAAGUAAUUGCCCAAGAGAACAUCGAUCCAGGCCUCAGUGGUGACUUCAACGUCAACAGUCUACGAAUUCUGGACAUGGAUAACGACGACCCCCCAAUGAAGCUAGAGGCCUACAUGAAGCGAAUGUCCAACGUCUUCAUCGAGCGCGAACCAUCCCACUUCAUGAACAUCACACUCAACACAGCCCAGAAGCUGGCGAUCGAGAACCAGGACAAGCUCUUGGAUAAGACAGACGGACUUCUGAACAAGACCCUUGAAUUCUGGGCUAUCGUCCAGAUCUUGGUUGAUCACGAACCUCGCUGGGUCAUAUCCGAUCGAAUCAACGUUGACGCGCAACCCGGUCAAGGUCCAAUCGUCAAUUCGACCAGCUACGAUCUUCUUGUCGCGCAGCUCAACGCAGCAGCAGAGAAGAAAGCCGCCAAGAUGUGUACCGACGUUCUCAUGCGUUUGGAGCGUCUUCUAUUGCAGAAAAUCAGCUCAUUCGAGGUUUUCCUCAUUGCAAUCAUCAUCCUCAACUGCGUCGAGAAGUCAACCUGGCUGUUCAAGUCCUGGGAGCAAGUAUCCUUCCGCUCGCGCUGGCCUCUGGACAAGCCUCCCAAAUGGUUCGCAGACCAGGGUGAGAAGUUCACGGAGACACUGCAGAUGUUGUUGAGGAUGCGAGAGGUUGUUCCGAAGACAUACCAGACGCCGGAGGGGACUAUUGCCACGAAUAAGGACCAAGUGUCGAGGGACUACUUCGAGACGCUACGCCUUGAUCAUCGCGAUGUCUUGGACAAGCAAGCCAAUCACCAAUUUGACCCAGCCAAUUCCCGCUGCUACGAACUCCGCUUCUGCUCUCGCAUUCUGCUUCCUACUCCCGCUUGA
Drepanopeziza brunnea f. sp. 'multigermtubi' MB_m1 is the source of this 2223-nucleotide messenger RNA. RefSeq lists its product as uncharacterized. Lineage: Eukaryota; Fungi; Ascomycota; Leotiomycetes; Helotiales; Drepanopezizaceae. The record is from RefSeq and is a predicted model, not a curated record.